CCCACCACCCCGCCGAGCUCCCCCGGCAAAACCAAGGCUAGGGCAUGAGUGGUUUACUCACACGUGUCGGUGGCUUCCCGUCUCCCCCGCACCCGAAGCCGCCAAACUGUACGCCAUUAGACAGGGUACUUCGUUCCUCCCUUCUCUUCCCUCCUCCGUUCCCACUGCUAAAAUCGAAGCAGAUAUGACGAUGAGAAAUUAAAAAUUUAAAAAAAAGGGAAAAAGAGAAAAGGGAAAAAAUAGCUAAAGCAAAGCGAGGGAAGGGAGGGGGUGAAGGAAAGAGAUUAAAGAAAGAAAGAAAGCACGAAAGAAGAAGAGUUCGAGAGAAGCUUCCGGUGGUUCCCUUCAGUUCCCUUUUUUUCCCUCUGGAGGAUGAGUUCGGAGACGAGAGAGAUCGGAAUCCCCACGCCAGUACCAGCUCAAUGAAUUCGGUUUUGUUUGAGGUUUAAUUUCUGGAUCAUAUUCCUCCAGCUCUCGCCUGUUUCUUGAAAUGAAAAUGAGAGCAAAUGGGACCAUACAAAAAGCUCAAAAGUUGAAGCAUGUGCAAGGGGAGGGACCAAAUUGGGUGCUUAUUGCAGGUGGUGCGUUGCUUAGCACACUGUCAAUCAGGCUUGGAUGCAAGCUGAAGCAGAUAUUUGAGACUAAGCAGUCCAAGAAUUCCAAUAAUGCAAAAGAGAAUGGAAAAAAUGUAGCCAAAAGGAGUCCAGGAGCUUGCCAGUUACAUUCAACAUUGUAUUGCUAUACUCAGGAUGAGGAUGGAUGUUACCACUGCCUCUCAGGUCCGCUUGGAAGUUGUGCGAUGCUAAAGAAAAGCAAUAUAUUUGAUAUGCAAAUUGAAAGUCUAGAUCAAUGCACACACUAUGUAACAAACUUAUUGCUAAGUAACUUGCAAGGGGCUUCGGAUGGUGCAGUGGAUAUUAAGCGACCACCUACUAGCCCAUUGUCAAAAGAAGCAGAUGUUUCACUCCCAUUAGUAAAGGUCCCUGAAGCAGAUUCAAAUAAAGAUGGUAGCGGGGUGAUAUGGGCAUCUUCACCUGAUCACCUAGAGCUGCCUCGGAGGCCCUUCCACCACUCAAACAGUUCAGACUCUCCCUGCAUCUCAGAAUCCGGAUCAGACAUCUACAGCAAACGAGAGGUGAUACACAAGCUCCGGUUGCAGCUCAAGAGACGGGAUGAAAUGAUAAUGGAGAUGCAGACCCAGAUCAUGGACCUACAGAAUUCUGUAAGCAUCCAAAUGACCCACUCAGCCAAUUUGCAGUCUCAGCUUGAUUCUGCAAACAGGGACUUGUUUGAUGCGGAAAGAGAGAUCCAGCGGCUAAGAAAGGCCAUUGCUGAUCACUGUGUUGCAGAGGCAGGCUUUCUGGAAAAACCUGUGACCACCAGAAAUUGGCGGCCGGAAGCCGUCAUUGGUCAGGUUAAUGGAUAUAUUGACAGCAUGGAUGAUGUAGAGUUGCACUGCAUUGGUGGGGAGAAGGUGAGAGAUGAUAGUGAGAGGGUUGAGAUGCUCAAGAGGAAAGUUGGAGAAUUAAAAGAAGUGAUUGAAGGAAAGGACUUUCUGCUUCAGAGCUAUAAGGAGCAGAAGGUGGAGCUAUGUUCAAAGAUAAAGGUGUUGCAGCUGAGACUAGAAUCUCAGGUACCUAAUAUCUUGUAAGACAGUAUUUUGAAUUUUUUUUGGGCGUUAGCCCUCUAACCUGAGAGCUGUUUGCUUCUUUUUAUUUGUGCUGCAAAUUUUCAUGUUUGUAUAGUUUCUGGCAUCUCCAUGCUUGUCUAAUAUUUUCGCAUAAAAGGAACCUCAGUCUGAGAAGAACAGAUUAGGCAAGACCCAACUUGUUAGGCCAUUUACAUUUAUGAUUGCUUCAAGCAAUUUGGAAGUAUUUUGGCAGCUCGGAAUCGCUGUUGAGUCCUGAUGAAGGGGAGAAGUCUGGAUGAAUCAAAACUCGAGUCACCAGCUAACCGAUCCUUGUUAGUUCUUUGCUAAUGCAUCAUCCAAGUUUGCUCGUUCCCACUGCAAUUCAAGUGUGAAACAGCUAGCUUUUGAUGUCUUCAUUUGAAAGGCUUACUUUGACGUCUUAAAUCUGUGCAGCAGCUUCUGCAGACAGUCAUCCUGUUAUUAUUUAAUUGAUCUUGCGUUUCAAAUA
This is a messenger RNA of Phoenix dactylifera (date palm), 2138 nucleotides long. RefSeq lists its product as uncharacterized. NCBI's taxonomy places the organism in Eukaryota, Viridiplantae, Streptophyta, Magnoliopsida, Arecales, Arecaceae. The record is from RefSeq and is a predicted model, not a curated record.